Messenger RNA from Episyrphus balteatus (marmalade hoverfly), 2358 nucleotides. RefSeq names its product ethanolamine kinase (gene eas). Lineage: Eukaryota; Metazoa; Arthropoda; Insecta; Diptera; Syrphidae. Gene Ontology annotation, molecular function: ethanolamine kinase activity. The record is from RefSeq and is a predicted model, not a curated record. The transcript is spliced from 4 exons. Gene Ontology annotation, cellular component: cytoplasm. Gene Ontology annotation, biological process: phosphatidylethanolamine biosynthetic process. Bases 675 to 1907 code for a protein of 410 amino acids.
AUUCAUUUCGCUGUGAGCUGUCAUCGAAUGUAGUCGAGUUUGGUGCUGUUUUUAUUUCAUCCCGAUUCUCAAAUUUGAUUCAUACAUUUAUAUUUUUUGCAAAGCAGAAAAUCCUUUAACAAUACCAAGUUCGUUACCUGUGAUUUUGUGUUACGAUAUUAAUUAAAAGUGUUAAUGUACAAAGGCAUUAAAUACUAAUAUACAUUUUAAUUAAUAGUAAUUUGAGUGUGAUAUUAAACGAGUACCUGUUUUCUUUUUAUUUCUAAUUGGAAAAAAAGAAUCGAGUAACCAAAUAAAAUCCCUUGAAAAAUCGAUAAAAAUAGAUCUACUCUACCUACCGCACCGCGCCUUCGCUUAGGAUUUUCUCUUAUGCGCUGUUGCAACAGAACAACAUUUAUUAGGCGCCAAUUAUUAAGCCUGUCCUAAUUUUGUCAGACAUCAGCUGAUUUUCAAAGUAAACAGGAUUUCUAGCCUGUUCCACGAUUAAGUUGAAAUUAGCGAAAGACUAAAAAGGUGCCGACACAAAAAUCAAUUCCAGCAAUUAACUGUCGCACUUCAACUUUUGUCAAAGACAAACAAAACAUAAAAAGACUUUAACGACAAUAAUUUUUUAUAAAUCAAUAAGGUUUCUUGUUUUUCUUCGAUUUUUGUUUUGUUGUUGUUCUAUUUGAAUUAUGGGAACAGAAGGCUGUUGCCAGCAACAAACCGAUAGUGAAACUACAUCAAAGCUUGUCUUGGAGGCUGGGCAUAAUAGCAAUGACAGAUGUUGCAAGAACAAUGGAAGUCGAGAAACAGCAGAAACGGAAGUACCAUUCAUACCAUUGACCGUUGAUGAAAACGAUGUGAUAUCCGGUGCCAAAGAGAUUUUGAAAGUAAUUCGAUCGCAUUGGGAUUUGUCUACAGCUGAAUUUAAGAUUUUUACUGAUGGCAUUACAAACAAACUAGUGGGUUGCUUUAACAAAACUCCACAAGAUGACAAUAAUACUUCUCAAAAUGGUGCUACCGACUAUUCCAAAAAUGUGGUGCUCGUCCGAGUUUACGGCAACAAAACCGACCUACUUAUCGAUCGCAAAGCUGAAACCCGCAACAUUAAGCUACUUCAUUCGUACGGAUUCGCCCCCUCACUAUUUGCUACAUUUAAAAAUGGCCUCGCCUACGAAUAUGUACCCGGAGUAACACUCAAUCCAGAAAGCGUGACAAAACCUGAAAUAUGGAAACUUGUUGCAUGCCGUAUGGCAGACAUGCAUAAAGUAUCCCAAGACAACGGUUUGACGAUACCAUCAUCCACACGCGAAUCAAUGCUUUGGAAAAAAGUUCAAAGCUUCUUCGAUCUAGUGCCCGAACGUUUUUCAGAUGCAGACAAGCACAGCAGGUUAGAAAAAACUUUUCUACCAAUUUCGAAGAUCCGCAACGAGUUUGAAAUGCUUUACAAGAAACUUAAAUCACUAAAUAGUCCGCUUGUGUUUGCACACAAUGAUUUAUUGCUGGGCAAUGUUAUCUACACAGAAUCCCUGUCACAGAUAACCUUAAUCGAUUACGAAUAUGCUGACUAUAAUUUCCAAGCAUUUGAUAUUGGCAAUCAUUUUGCUGAAUUUGCUGGCGUAGAUGAAGUUGAUUAUAAGCGUUAUCCAUCCAAGGAAUUUCAACUUAAUUGGUUGCGUACUUAUUUGGAGUCAUAUUUAGGAACCAGCCAAGUUUCAGAUGAACAAGUCGAAACAUUGUAUGUGCAAGUGAAUCAAUUUGCAUUGGCAGCACACUUCUUUUGGACGAUAUGGGCACUUAUUCAGGCGGAAUAUUCAACAAUUGACUUUGAUUUUGUCGACUACGCCUUUACCCGUUACAAUGAAUACUUAAGCAAAAAGGACCAAUUUCUAUCACUGGAUACAAACACCAAUAGUCUUAGCUGAAAUAAGUUUCUUAACGAAAUCGUUUGACACGAAACCAGCAAGACAUUUAAAAAGCUACAUGUGAAACUAAAAACAAUAAUUACAUAACUGUUUUUGUUUAUUUGUAUAAAGUUAAAUCGAAAAUUCAUAAAAAAAAACUGAAAAACAAAAAAAAACUUAAUCUUCGGCAAAUUUUAUAAAAUUAUAGUUUCAUCGAUUUUUUUGUUGCUAAGAACUUAGUUCGCUUUUUAAUUUAUAAUUAAGCUUAAAAAUAUUUAAUAAUUACUUAAAACGAGCGAAUCGUAUUUGUUUUUUUAUUUUGUAUGUUUAAUUUUAAAAAUUUAAAGCAUUCCCUCUAGAUACAUUGUUAUUAUAUUGUUUUACAAAUUAUUUUUAUGUUAAUUUUUUUUAAUCAUUUUGUUGAAUGUUUUAAUGUAUAAAAGGUGAAUUAAAGGUAUUUUAAAAAAUAUAA